AUGGCGAUCGUGAGGGAUAGUGCAACAUUCUUCCAGCACGGCAACUCGGCCCAGUUCGACUACGUGCUCAAGCUGUACCCGAAAGCGCUCAAGCUGAAGGCGGAAACGCGCGGCAACGGCAAAAAAGCGGACAAGCUGCUGCGCCUCGAGAAGUGGUACCAGAACGAGCUACCGAAGCUGAUCAAAAUGCGUGGCCGCGAUGCGCACCUGCUGCACGAGGAGCUGGUCCAGACGAUGGAGUGGAAGCAAACGCGCGGCAAGUUCUACCCGCAGCUGUCCUAUCUGAUCAAAAUCAACACACCCCGGGCGGUCGUGAUGGAGACGAAGAAAGCCUUCCGGAAGCUGCCGAACCUCGAGCAGGCGCUCAACGCCCUCUCGAACCUGAAGGGCGUCGGCAUCACGAUGGCGUCGGCACUGCUGGCCGCGGCCGCCCCCGAAAGCGCCCCCUUCAUGGCGGACGAGUGUCUGAUGGCGAUCCCGGACAUCGAGGGCAUCGACUACACCGCCAAGGAGUAUCUGAAGUUUGUCACACACAUCCAGCAGACGAUGGAGCGGCUCAACAAGGACGUCGAAAGCAAUGGUGGUGGUGCGUUGGAGCAGCAGAAAAAAUCCGACGAAGCCACAGCCAACGGUGGGGGGGCUGCUGAUGGUGGCGGCGGCGGUAGUGACGGUGGUGGCGGUGAUGGUGGAACGCCGGAUGCAGCGGCUGGGAGCGGUGAGGAUGGAAAUGGUGGCGAAACCACCACCCCCAAGGAAGCACCCUCCGGAAAGGAUGAGAACGGAGCGGCGGCGGGGGGCGCGACGGGUGUGUUGUCCAAAAAGUGGUCAGCCCAUUCGGUGGAGCUCGCACUGUGGACACACUACGUGGUGUCGGAUCUGCAGCCGGAACUGUUGGGUGGAAUGCCGGGAAAUGACAACGGUGUUGCGGCGGCGGUGGUGGAGGCGGCCGGUGAGACCACCGGUGCCCAGAACGGAAUCUCAAAGGAUGGCGAGGAGGAGGACGAAGAGGAGGUGGCCGAUGACGAGGACGUGGACAAUGGCACGGCGGAGGACGAAGGUAACACGAACGAUGAAAACUCACGCACCGCCAUGAUGGAAUCGUCGGAAUCGGAAAGCAACGAGGCGGCGGUCACCACCGGUGGCGGGGGGGUGGUGGUAGCAAAUGGCAAAAGUUCGCUCGGAUCGGGUGGGUCAGCCCAGGAGGACGACGAAAAGGAGGACACCUCGAAGGAGGACACCACCGACAGCUCAGUAGCAGCAGCAGCAGCCCCAGUGGUCGUCGUCGGGAAGAACAAUGGCACCACAAUGGCGGUGCUGGAACAACCGGCGGCGGAACAACAAUUGGACGCCGCCACGGAUGCAUCAUCAUCACCCCUGAUGGUACCGGAAGGUGGCGAAAGCUUAGGAGAAGACGCGGCAACGACCGCACUUACAGCAGCGAAGGCGGCGGCGGCGGCCACGUUAUGCGCCACCAGCAGUCCUGCAGUCGACAGCACCGAACACAACACGCCGGCAACAACCGACGGUGACAACACGCAAAACAGCAGCAGUAAUGGGAACAACAAGCGUCCGCUCUGCUGCGACGAUAACGCUGACGACAAACCGGAGCUGAGCGCUCCGAAGCUGAUAAAGCUGUAG
Messenger RNA from Anopheles nili, 1638 nucleotides. RefSeq lists its product as uncharacterized. The record is from RefSeq and is a predicted model, not a curated record. Lineage: Eukaryota; Metazoa; Arthropoda; Insecta; Diptera; Culicidae. The transcript has a single exon. Bases 1 to 1638 code for a protein of 545 amino acids.